Molecule: messenger RNA, 1276 nt
Organism: Thalassophryne amazonica
Lineage: Eukaryota; Metazoa; Chordata; Actinopteri; Batrachoidiformes; Batrachoididae
Gene: chmp4c
Product: charged multivesicular body protein 4C
Exons: 5
Coding region: 155-850 (231 amino acids)
Biological process (GO): late endosome to vacuole transport via multivesicular body sorting pathway; vesicle budding from membrane
Cellular component (GO): ESCRT III complex; multivesicular body; cytoplasmic side of plasma membrane
Source: RefSeq, a predicted model, not a curated record
UGGUUGUUGUACUCAAAGUCGUCAAGCUGGAAAAUCCGUCCGACAGCGAACACACCCGCCUGUAGGAACACGACGACUUAUCCACACGCUCCGAGGGCCUAUUUUGGAUUUUAAUUCCUGCGCAGUUCUCUCAAAAAGCCGAUAAAGAAAGAAAAUGAGCAAACUCGCCAAAUUAUUCAAGAGCAGCCCGAGCUCAUCGAGUUCUUCGAGGUCAGGACAGCACCGGGGACGUUCAGGAGGACCUUCUCCUCAGGAGGCCAUCAACAAACUCCGAGAAACUGAGGAAAUGUUGACCAAGAAACAGGAGUACCUGGAGAAGAGAAUCGAGCAGGAACUCCUCACCGCCAAGAGGCACGGCACCAAAAACAAGAAGGCCGCCUUGCAGGCCUUGAAGAGGAAGAAGCGUUUGGAGCAGCAGCUCACCCAGAUCGAUGGCACUCUGUCCACCAUCGAGUUCCAGAGGGAAGCUCUGGAGAACUCGCACACCAACACGGAGGUCCUGAAGAAUAUGGGCUAUGCUGCCAGCGCAAUGAAGAAGGUCCACGAUAACAUGGAUAUUAAUAAGAUAGAUGAUCUGAUGCAGGACAUCACAGAGCAGCAGGAUGUGGCCCAGGAGAUCAGCGAGGCAAUCUCUAGACCUUAUGGAGACAUGGUGGAUGAGGAUGAGCUUUUGGCAGAGUUGGAAGAGUUGGAGCGGGAGGAUCUGGAGAAAAACAUGUUGGACAUGCCCAGCGUUCCCACCAUCAAGCUGCCUUCAGCACAUCCAAGUCAUCCAAGUCACCGUGCAACUACCAAGAAAAGGGUUGAGGAUGAUGACGACAUGCGUAUGCUGGCUUCGUGGGCAAAUUGAUUCCAUGAAGGCCGUCUUUCUGUGAUUGAAAGCAGCAUUCACAAUCUACAUGAAUAUUUUUAAGCCUUUUCUAUUUUGUGGGGUUUCUUUAGGGAAAAUGGACAUUUUAUUGUGUUGUAACAACCUUUGUUUAGAAUUUUAUAAUGCUAGUUUUAAAGUUAAUUAUUUUUUUCUUCAAGAAAGUAAAAAUCUAAGACAAGCAAUUAUGAAAUUACACCUGUGGACUUAUUGUUGCGUGUCUUCAUUUUUUUUUUUUUCUGUCUUCACUUGCCUUUUAUUCUGGAACCAUUGUUACCUGGCUCCCUCAGAGUCUACUAUACAGAUGUAAUCAACAUUAUGAGCAUGCUGUUUUUAUCUGCUCUUACCAUUGGAAAAAGUGUAUUAUUGUAUUUAAUACAGCUGUAAAUAAACUCAGAUUUAUAUUAA